CAUUUGCUACCGUCAUAGCUCAGCACUUCGACGCUCACAGUAGAUCUAGUGGGGUCAAUAUGUUCACUGCGAGCCACCAGUAACACACCUUACUUAGCCAAACGGUUAUUGAUGGCACAUCAUUUUACUCUCUUUUUAAACUGAUUAUUUAGACCGUAGAUUUUGAAUACAUGUUUCAUUGUUUGGAUAGUCAAAUUUCACAGUUAUGAGAUAACUAAGCAUGCGAUUCCGAAUUUAUUGUGACAAAUAUGAAUCACCAUACAGAUAGCAGAACUUCAGUGGAACUUACAACUCGUAAUUCACUGCUGCAGGGACAAAGUGUUUUAAACAAAGGGACUGAUGAAGAACUGAUCUGUUGGGGCUACAGAAAGUCAGCCUGGAAGCAAGUUCUGUUCUAUUUCAUUGUGGUGUUCACAUUAGGGGCAAUAUUGUUGGUUAUUCGAUGGAAGCCAGAAAUUGGAUGUUACUUGAGAUGGCAGCAUUGCUCACUUCACAAGGCUCAGUAUGUUCUUCUCAAGACACGCUUUGGCACAAAAACUGUCAUCAAAGUGGAAAUAUUAUUUGAACCGAUUGAUGGCCCAGUGAUUUACAGGACAGACACUAGCAUUAGGGACCAUGCUGGCAAUUAUACUGAGUCUCCGGCAGGCAGCACAACUGAUGUGUCAGACAAUAGCUCACUACUCAGAGCCUCCUGGGUGUCUGACCAUGACUCAGGUCUUCACUAUUUUGACUACCAGCAUACAAGAUACAUCUGGGAUCAGAUCAAAUCUGCUUUCAGAAAACUGGAGGAUCUUUCAACUAAAACAACCUGCCAUACUUUACAUGAGCGUUAUAAAGGAAUGUCAAUGGAGCAGCAAGCUGCGAGGAGACGUCUGUAUGGCUCAAACAGUAUGAUAAUUGAAAUACCAUCCUACUGGGAAUUGUUAGUCAAUGAAGUGUUGAAUCCCUUCUAUAUCUUCCAAAUUGGAAGCAUCACACUUUGGUCCAUAGAUGAAUACUACUACUAUGCAGCCUGCAUAUUUUUUAUAUCUGCAAUGUCUAUUACCAUCUCUUUAGUAGAAACUAGAAAGCAAAGGGUUACUUUAAGAAAUAUGGUGGCUACAGAAGAAAGAGAUUUGGAAGUUAGCAAUGAAAAGCAGGAAUUUGUUCUGAAACCAGAACACCUGUUGGUACCUGGAGAUGUGAUUGCCAUUCCUGCUCAUGGCUGUGUCAUGUCAUGUGAUGCAGUACUCACUGCAGGCACCUGUAUAGUAAAUGAAAGUAUGCUUACAGGUGAAAGUGUUCCAGUGACAAAAACACCUUUGAUGCCUGCAGAAGAUGAAGAAAUUUACUCUCCUGAAACUCACAAGCGGCAUACAUUGUUCUCUGGCACUAAAAUUGUUCAGACACGCUACUAUGGUCAGGCAAAGGUCACAGCUGUGGUUGUAAGAACUGGUUUCAACACCGCAAAGGGUGAGCUUGUGCGAGCUAUCUUGUUUCCUAAACCAUUGGACUUUAAGUUUUAUCGAGAUGCUUUAAGGUUCAUCCUAUUUCUAGCUGGAGUUGCCUGCCUGGGCAUGGCCUAUUCUCUGUACACAUAUAUCAAAUACAAGGAAUCAUGGGACAGAACGCUCAUUCGUGCCCUUGACAUUGUGACAAUCAUUGUGCCUCCUGCAUUGCCAGCAGCCAUGACAGUGGGCACAGUGUAUGCCCAGAGUCGCCUUAAGAAGUCCAAAAUAUUUUGUAUCAGCCCUCCCAGGAUUAACUUCUGUGGAAGAAUUAAUGUUUUUUGCUUUGACAAGACAGGAACAUUAACAGAGGAUGGGCUUGAUAUGUGGGGUGUAGUGCCUGUCAGCAAUCAAAGGUUUGCCCAAGCAGUGCCUGAUCCAUCCUCUUUAGAGCGUGGACCUCUGCUAGUGUCUCUUGCUACCUGCCAUUCACUGACUAUCAUAGAUGGAGAGCUGAGUGGCGAUCCUCUGGAUUUGAUAAUGUUUAAUGCCAUUAAGUGGCACUUGGAAGAACCUGGUGCAGACACCCACAAGUUUGACAUUAUUGCACCCACUGUUGUCAAGCCUUAUAGUGCUGAUACUUUCUUAGGAGAAGAGGAAGAGUUUGAGUAUCUUCAGCGUGAGGAGCAUAGUCCCAGCAGCACGGCCAGAAGAUGGCAGCACUCUCUGUCUAUUCAAGAAGAAGAAAACAACACAGAGCAUCCAUUUGAAGUUGGCAUCAUCAAGCAGUUCACUUUUUCCUCUGCAUCCCAGUGUAUGAGUGUCAUUACAAGAACCAUGGGAGAGAACCACAUGGAUAUCUUUUGCAAGGGCGCUCCAGAAAAAAUUGCUUCCCUGUGCAAGCCAGAAACUGUUCCUCAAGAUUUUCCAACAGUUCUGCACAACUAUUCAAUCCAGGGGUUUAGAGUCAUAGCUCUUGCCUAUAGGCCCAUGGAUCCCAAAAUAACAUGGCACCAUGUCCAAAGGAUAUCUAGGGACAAAGUGGAGAAUGAUUUGAUAUUUUUGGGUUUGUUGGUAAUGCAGAACCAACUAAAGCCACAGACAAUGCCAGUCAUUAGAACAUUGAAGGAGGCAGAUAUUAGAACAGUCAUGAUUACAGGUGACAUGAUACAGACAGCCAUUAGUGUGGCCAGGAACUGUCGGAUGGUUGGAAAGCAUGAUAAAGUCAUUUUGGUCCGGGCCCAUGCUCCAGAUAAAGAAAAUCCAGCCAGGGUGGAGUUUGAGGAGACAGAACAUUUGUCUUGUAUGGAAGACACUGUGGAUAUAGCAACAGAUAAUUGGCCACUAGUAGCAGAAGACUGUUUAAUAGAAUCUACUGACACUUGUACCUCACUUGGAAAGAAGUACACCAGAGUUCAAGUGGGUGAAAUAAAAAGUAGGAAUCACUUGGCAGUAAGUGGGCGAUGCUUUGGGAUCAUCUCUUCUUAUUUCCCAGAAAUACUUUCAAAGAUUUGUGUUCAAGGAACAAUAUUUGCCAGGAUGUCACCAGAGCAGAAAUGUCAACUUAUUGAACAUCUUCAAGCUCUAGACUACACAGUUGGUAUGUGUGGAGAUGGAGCUAAUGACUGUGAGGCUUUGAAAGCUGCACAUGCUGGUAUAUCACUCUCAGAAGCUGAAGCAUCAGUGGCUGCUCCCUUUACAUCCUGUGUCAACAACAUUGAGUGUGUGGUCACUGCCAUGAGGGAAGGCCGAGCAGCUUUAGUGACAUCCUUUGGUUGUUUUAAAUACAUGGCACUGUACAGUUUCAUUCAGUUUAUUUCUGUUUUAAUCUUGUAUACAUAUCUGACCAACUUAUCUGAUUUUGAGUUUCUUUAUAUUGAUUUGAUAAUCACAACAACCAUUGCCAUACUGAUGGGUAACACAGCAGCUUACAAGAAACUUGUGAAGAAGAAACCACCAGGCAGUCUGGUUAAGUUGUCUAACUUGAUAUCUAUUCUGAGUCAAGUUCUACUCUCCUUUGUGUUUCAGAUAGGUGCUUAUCUGUACCUGAGCAAAGUAAGGGCAGAACAUCCACAUCAAUUCCGAUUUGAAAUGUUUGUCAAUAGCUCUCUAGGAUUUAGUAAUCAAACUUUAGGAUUCAGUAAUGGAACUCUAGGAGAAAAUGAUGCCAAAGAAGCCAAGUCCUGGGAAAGUAGUACUAUAUUUCUGGUUUCCUCAUACAUGUACAUUGCUGUGGCCUUCACCUUCUCAAAAGGUCCACCAUUCCGGAAACCUAUUUAUACUAAUGUGAUCUAUACAAUUACCUUGGUUGUACUAUUCGGUUUCUCCACCUUUUUGCUACUGAUGCCAUUGAGACCAAUUACAGAUUUUUUUGAUAUGAUGCCCAUGGAUCAGACAUCUUUGAUUCAUUUCCGUCUGGUUCUGUUUGAAAUAGCUCUUGCAUUUAUGGUUGCUUCAUACAUUACAGAGUGGAUCAUAGUAGAGAGCGGCUGGCUAAAAUGUUUCUAUCGAGCUGUCAGCAGAUGGAAAAAAUCUCAGCGUAGCAAAUACAAAAUUAUACAGCAAGAGAUUGAUGAUUCAGACUGGCCUCCCUUGGAGCCGCAGAUACUUUUGGCCUCUCGUCAUUCCUCUGUAGCUAAAGAUGCUGUUGUAGAUGUGGAGGAAGAAUAAGUUCAUGCUGGAAUUUGUUUCUCUUUGAAUGUUUCUUUCCUCGCAUGUGAUAAUAAAGUGGAAUUGGAUUUUUGAUCUGGUUCAAAGUAAAAAUGUUUGUGAUAAAAUCAGAAAAUCCUUGCUUAUUAGCAUUCAUCAGUGGGAGGUAAACUCAUGUUUUUUUUUUCCUGUGCUUUCUAUAAGUAUUAUGGGAAGUACAUUUUUGUCAAGACAUUUGGAUUAUCUAAACAAGAGUUAUAAAGUGAGCAAUAAUAUGCAAUACAUUUUAGUAUUUGGCAAUAAUUGAGCUUACUAUGUACAUUUUUUACAUAUAUGUUAUACUUGCCUGUGGUUAUUGUAAAAAUUUUCAGUAUUGUCUUUCAUGUCUUUAUUUCUUGAUAAACCAAUUCAAUUUAUUUGCUAUAAGUUCCAGAGUAAGCUAUUACCUUGCAGUGUAAUAUUAGUCUUAAAAAUAGUGGUAAAAAUGUAAAAUAUAAAAAAAAAAAAACUUUUAGUACUCCUAAAUCUUAAUAAUUGUUUUUCUCUUGUUUAGAAUAUGUGUUUUGUUAUGAACACAACUUUAAAAGAAUUUAAGUCAUUGAUUUACAUGCAUGACUAGUUUGACGCAUGAAAUGCGUAGGACGUAAUUAUCUUCUUUUUUUUGAAGUAACAUCUGUAAUCUAUAAGAUAACAAGCAGAUAAGAUAAGGCUGUAGUUAACUUUCUAGUUAACAUGCUCAAAAAUGUUCAAAACCAAAGUCACUGCUGGAAGCAUAGUAAGAGACUCAGUGUCAAGGAGAGCCUAGUUAGAAAUGUAUGCCAAUUUAUUAUUUACUUUAAUUCAUUAACAAAAAAUUAUACAGCCACAAAAUUUUUGUUUUAUAAAUUACAAGAUUAUUUUGAUGGGUAAAAAUGUAUAUAUUUAAAGAUAUUUUUAAAAAAAUGUAUAUAUGAAUGUACAUUCCAAAGCCUAAUGGUCAACACUGAGCUUAAAAAGCAUCAUGAUCAUACUAGGUCAAUGUAAAGGGAACAUUAUGAUUCAGUGUUCAGACAUUUGAUUAGUCUUUUUCUAAUAGGGUGUGAAAUGUUGAACUUGCAUUGUAGUUUUGACUUUUUAAGGCUACUAUGGUACUGUUGAAUAUAUUGUUCAUUAUAGAGUUGAAGGUGUAAUUUCAAUUAUUUUUUGUUCUUCAAAAAAUUGUAUUCUAAAUUAUCAACAAAUAUUUGUCAGUUCUUCUAAGAUGAAGAUUUACUUUAGCACCACUUUCGUGGCUAUUUAGUGGUCUUGGUGCUGAUUUUUAGAAAGAGUGGCAAUCAGUAAUAUUGGAAGGUGGUCACUACCAAUAUUGCCUAGUACUUGAUAAGUUAUGACAAUUCCAAGUUAACAGAGAUUAAAGAAAGAUCUGGUCGUGAUAGUGAACCAUUGCUAGCAUGCAGAGGAGUAGGAGGAGCGUGUGGAGAUAAAUUGUUUAAUGAUUUUUUUUAUUAUUAGUUGGCAGGGAAAUGGAGAUAUAAAAAUCUAUUUAAAUUUAAGCAGCAAUGGAAGAUUAUUUGAAAAAAAAAAUAAGAUAUUGGUAAUAGAGAGUAAUGUUAAGUGUUAUGAUAAGAUACUAUAUUUAUCUUUAACUUGAACUUAUGACACUGUUAACUUAUUAUUCCCUGUUCAGUAAUAUCAUGUCUCCCCCCCUUAACAUAUUCACUAGUUUGCUUUUAGUUAUAUAUUAUUUUCUGACAUUUGCUACUAUUAAAUAGUUUGAAUACUUCCUAGAUGUAGUAUCUUUGGGACUGGACAUUCUCUUAAGCUUGUUCUAAUGGUUGUAAAUAUAUUGUAAUUAGUACAUGAUUUGUUAAGCUUCAACAUUAUAUCUAAAUGUCCACUCUUUGCUAAUAAAUUAUUUUCUUAAAAAAAUUAUUCAUAUUUUUAAAAAAAUUGUUUGCUUGUCUAUUUAAAAAUUAUCUUUGUAAUAUAAGAAAAAAUGUCUUUUCUUUACAAAAUGUCACUGCUGAAUUGAAACUGAAGUUUGGGACACACUGUAAGGACUGCAGCAUAAUGAAAAAAAAACCCUCCAGUUAGGUCACUGCACUUCUGAGUACGUUGUAAGAAAAAUCCAUUUUUGCAUUUCAAAUUAUAUCCAGACUUGUAGUCAAUAUAUGCUAGCAUUUAAAAAGAAAAUUUGGACUGGUUUUAGAGUUCAAAUUUAUGUGCUUUUAUAGUAAAAAAAAUUGUUGUUUAACUUAAAUAUUUUGCCUUGCCACCUAUUUUUUUUGUUAAUUCUAGUCUGUAGAAUGUAUUCAAUUUUUGCAUACACAAUAUUUGUGAGUGAUGAUGUUUGCUGGUUUAAAAUUGGAUACAGGAUGCAACUUAUUGAUCUUUUUCUUCAGUUAGGCACAUUUAUUUUUUUCUCAAUGGGAAUUGAUCAUUGAAAGAGUCUCACUGAGGAUUAGUAGUAUGAUAAAGUUGGACCCCUCCUUGCAAACACAGACAAUAUGGUGUAUAAAACAUGAGUCAUCCUUUCAUUUGUACAUUUCUAUACCAUUUAUAACAUUUUGCUUUGCAAUCCGCUCAUACAUAGUGUUAAUAUGUAAACAUACUUUUUAAUCAACUAUACAGCAAUCCCACUGUUUGUUCUUUUGUUGAAGUGCUUCUACUGUUUAUUUUAAUUUGCAUUUAUUAAACUUUUAAUGCAAAUUUGAACAAAAUUUGAACUAUGAUAGUUUGUUUUUUUUAAUUCUAUUUUUUUUGUUCUUGUCAUGUAAAUCUUUAUUAAAUGUAGGCAACAACACCAGUAUUUUGUUGUGGCACCUUUUCUUUUGUAUGUAAACAUGAUUUGGCCAAUAAAUUAAUGAUUUGAGUAUAAACUGAAACUAAUCUAUAGCUCUAAAAUGUAAAUAGAUGUGUUGGAAACUAAGUAUAGACUUUUAAUACUACACAGUAUCUAGUCAUGAAUAGUUUUUUUGUUAAAAAGUUCUAAUUUUAAACCUAUUGGUACACGAUUCUCAUGUUCUACUGUUAGUCUAUACAUGAUUGAAGAAAUUACUAUUGAAGUGAUUUUAAUAAAACUAAACACUUUCUUGUUACACUAGAACACUUUAUUAAGCUUGCAGUCAUAUAGCUAGAAGUUUAGACUAGGACUUUUGUCAAUCUUUUCUUUUCUUAACAAUUUCUAAAACUUUCAAUAAAUUGGUGUUAGCUGAUCUGUCAUUUGGGUUCUAGGAGAGAAUGUUUUUGAUCUUCUUGCAAGGUUCACGCUGAUUCAAUGAUUAAUUGGGUCAACUCACAAGGCUGCAUCUAACGAUGCACAUACAUUGUCUGUCCAACAUUCCUUUGCUAGCUGAAGUUGUUCCUUUAUUGAAGCCUGUAAGGGAUAAGAGGUCAAAUGUCUGGCUUGCGAAGGUUUUGGGGUCAAGUCUAGUUGAAAACAGAAUAUGUCUAAUCAGGUACUACAGAACUUUCUUAAGUUUAAGCUCUGAUGAUGUAAGAAAGUGGAAAUAGUUAUAAUGCUGGUUGAUGAAGUGUUAACUGCAACAGAGGAUAUCUAUUUCAUAGAUCUUAAUUGUUGAAUACAAAUUGUACCAUGCUUAAGAAAGCCAGUCAUUCUUGAUUUGUGUAGGAAGUAAUUUUUGUUAAGAAUUUCUUGGAUCUCACACUUUUAUUCUUGUGUCAUUGAAAAAAAAAAAAUGUACACUAUGUACAUAUGCUUCAGAUUUUCUCAGUACGCAUGCAUUAGAUGAGUCACAUGUAGGUUAGUGACAUUUUCAGCAUGUAAAUUGACUAGAAGCCUGCUGAGGGAAAAUGGGUUUGUAAACAUUGAUGCUAGACGCAUGAAUUGAUUGUAAUAGUGUUUCUCUCUUCACUCAGUGAGUGAAUAUAUCUACAUUCUAUAGACGAAAUUUUGUGACAGUUUUUUUUUUUAGUCUGGUUUCAUUUUCUAGUUUCAAUAUUGACAUUGAUGAAAAAAAAGGUUUCAGCCAUACCUGUUCUGUGCUGUCUACUAUCCAACAGUGAUCCAGCCUGUCUAAGUGUCUGUGCUGUCCAACAGUGAUCCAGCCUGUCUAAGUGUCUGUGCUGUCCAACAGUGAUCCAGCCUGUCUAAGUGUCUGUGCUGUCCAACAGUGAUCCAGCCUGUCUAAGUGUCUGUGCUGUCCAACAGUGAUCCAGCCUGUCUAAGUGUCUGUGCUGUCCAACAGUGAUCCAGCCUGUCUAAGUGUCUGUGCUGUCCAACAGUAAUCCAGCCUGUCUAAGUGUCUGUGCUGUCCAACAGUAAUCCAGCCUGUCUAAGUGCUGGCUAGUCUUUUACUUUUUUUUUUUAAUGCCCUGUGUUCAAAUCUUAGCAUUUUCAUAUGUUGGAACUCUGCAUUCAUUUUAUUAAGAAAACAAGAUGUAGGUUGAUUAUAUUAAUUGUGAAUCUUGUGAUAUAGACUCAGAGAUAGAGUAGAUCAAUGUAGUAAACACAUUGUCACAUUACACAUUUCUGAAUGUUUUCAUUAUAAUUAAGUAAAAUAAAAAGUUUAACCUAGUCAUUAAUAAAAAUGUAUCAAAUCUAAGUUUUAAAUUUCCUAUACCAUUUUAUAUCACUUGUAGCAUUAUGCUUUGCAAUACUGUCCCCAUAUUGUUAAUAUAUAUAUAUAUCUAUAUGCUGUAUAAAAUCCAGUACAUAACAAUCCUACCAAUUAGAAAGAAAUAUUUGCCACUAGGUGGAGGGUAAAGCACGUCAUGGUCACUUGAUUGAUUCACUUUUCAUUGAUUUAUGUUUUUAAUGGAUGUAUACAUUUGAAAUUAAGGAUUCUUAAGAUUCUUAGGUACUUAACUAUUACACUUUUCAUCCUAGGGAGCAAAUUUUUAAUCCUUCUGUCACUGUUGGGUUACUGCUCAAUACGAAUCUGUUAUGUUGGAUGAGGUUGACCAAUAGACAUUCAGUUGUUGGUCUCAGGUGAUAUUAAUGUCUUACAACAAUAGUAUGAUGUUUAGCAAAUCCGCCAUGUAAAUAUACAAGCAAAAAAUCCUUGACCUUUGAACUGUUUCUGUUGUUUUUUUUUUUUUUUUUUGCAAUGUUCAACGUUUGUUUCUGAAGGCUCAUUGUAUUGCUAUGUUUGGGAUCAAAUAAACAUUUUUGUGCUUGCAAAG
This is a messenger RNA of Biomphalaria glabrata, 9200 nucleotides long. RefSeq names its product polyamine-transporting ATPase 13A3-like. The record is from RefSeq and is a predicted model, not a curated record. Gene Ontology annotation, biological process: polyamine transmembrane transport; intracellular calcium ion homeostasis. Gene Ontology annotation, cellular component: membrane. Lineage: Eukaryota; Metazoa; Mollusca; Gastropoda; Planorbidae. Gene Ontology annotation, molecular function: polyamine transmembrane transporter activity; P-type ion transporter activity; ATP hydrolysis activity. Bases 249 to 4097 code for a protein of 1282 amino acids. The transcript has 35 exons.